Molecule: messenger RNA, 910 nt
Organism: Bombyx mori (domestic silkworm)
Lineage: Eukaryota; Metazoa; Arthropoda; Insecta; Lepidoptera; Bombycidae
Gene: CPH13
Source: RefSeq, marked provisional
CCACAAUGUUCAAGUUGAUAGUGUGUGCUUUAUUAGCUGUCGCGGCUGCUGAGCCUGGAGUCUUCUUGACGCCUCCCGUGACGUCCCUAACAACUGUGGUUUCUCCGGGAUCUACAACUAUCAGUAAGCUGGCCAGCAGCGUCGUGCAUCCCUCACCCUUGGUCUACUCUACACCGUAUGGCUACACUCAUUUCAUCAAGAAGAGGUCUGCUGCACAUGCUGCGUAUAUCGCUCCUGCAUCAUACUCUGCUAUUUCUCCCGUCGUAGCAACCACCUACCACGGUAAAACUCCUCUCCUGGCUUCGACCUCCUACGUUUCUUCGAUUCCUUUAAUCUCGCAACCUAUUGCGUAUUCUGCUCAUUUUAUCAAGAAGCGCUCUCCACAAUGGCCCGUGAGCUACAUCGCUCCUAGCUCCUACAUCACUCCCAACACCUACAUCGCAAGUGGCCCUCUUGGAGCCACUACCUACACGACACCCUUCGUGCAGACCGUGCCGAUCGCAUCGACUGCAUCACUUCCCGUCGCAGCUCAUCUGAUCAAGAAGAGGUCUGCCCCCGUGCUGGCGACAACUUACACCGUACCUACUACUUACACCGCUGCUCUCCCAGGAGUUUUCUCUCAUCAGUCCAGCUACAAUUUGCACGGCGCUCCUCUUGUUACAUCUUACACGACACCUCUGGUGUACUCUGCUCCUAUUUCAACUCACGUCGUUUAAGUGGAAAUAAAAAUAAGCUAGUUAUUCUUAACUUUUCAACAAAAGAAGUCAUCGAUAAGGGCCAAGAGCUAUAAUUUCGAUAAAGCAUUAAUACAUGAUUUAAGUGACAAUCACAAAAAAUGUAAGAAAGUUAAAUUAAGGUAUGGACACAAAUUAUCAUUACCAACACGAUCGAAUUAUUUACAUGUAAAAGU